Messenger RNA from Rhinichthys klamathensis goyatoka, 1928 nucleotides. RefSeq names its product doublecortin domain-containing protein 2-like. The record is from RefSeq and is a predicted model, not a curated record. NCBI's taxonomy places the organism in Eukaryota, Metazoa, Chordata, Actinopteri, Cypriniformes, Leuciscidae. Gene Ontology annotation, cellular component: microtubule organizing center; axoneme; kinocilium. Gene Ontology annotation, biological process: neuron migration; regulation of cilium assembly; intracellular signal transduction. The transcript is spliced from 9 exons. The coding region runs from base 307 to 1848 and encodes 513 amino acids.
UAAUGUCACUAUAGAAACCGCUGGAAAGAACACAAGAGUUACCAUGACCAUUGCAGACAGGCGUUUAGUGCGCGAGAUGCCUGCGUGUCCGCUUCACGCGCGCUGCGACACCGCUAUUCAGCAUCUUUCUGUUUAGUCUGCGCUUUAUAUCUUUAUAUCAUCAGAAUAUGAACAUCCCGCUCGAAAGUUUUAUUUGCGGAAAUUCCACGAGACCAUGAGGAUGAUAUGCAAUGCAUCACUACACUGGAGAUAUAACCGAAUUGCGCUAUAACUGUUUUACUUUUGUAAGUUUUACCUUUUGUGGCCAUGAGUGCGGAGAAGCCAAACUUUCUGUCUCAACCUGAGGUAAAAAAUAUCUAUUUCUAUCGGAAUGGGGAUCCGUAUUACGAGCCCAGGCGUUUGGUGAUCAACGCGAAGAGGGUUUCGACCUUCGACACGCUGCUGCGGGAGGUGACUGGUGGCGUCCGGGCUCAGUUUGGAGCUGUGAGGAACAUUUACACGCCCAAAGCGGGACACCGGAUAGACUCACUGGAGCACCUGAGGAGCGGAGAACAGUAUGUAGCUGCUGGACGAGAGAAGUUCAAAAAGAUAGAUUAUUUACAGAUAGGAACCAGGAAGAAAAGAAUGCUUCAGCUCAAUGGAGUGAUGAAACCCAUUCCUCAGAGUCGUGUGGUAGUGUCUGCCAGAUUCCUCAAACCUAUCAAUGAACCCUGUGCAAUAUUUGUUGUGGCAAAUGGAGAUGUGCAGAAUCCAGCAGCGAGGCUUCUGAUUCCCAGCCGUGUGAUUGGCCAGUUUGAGCGGAUUCUGGAGAUGAUCACAGAGAAAAUGGGCCUGCGAAUUGUAGGUGGUGUGCGGAGCCUGUACACCUUUGAAGGGACUCUCGUUAUGGAUGGAAAGAAAUUAGAAAAUGGACAGUUUUAUGUUGCUGUUGGCAGAGACAAAUUUAAAAAGCUUCCAUACAGUGACCUCCUGUUCAAUAAACCCAUAGGCAUAAAGCGAGUGAAUGGGUCAAAAGCAGCGUCAUUACCACCUAUAUACAAAUACAGACGACAAAAUGGAGAUGUGGGGAACCAUCAUAUCAGUAAGUCUGAUUGUGGACAAGAGAAGAGCAGUCCUUCGGACCAGAGCUCCAAAGAACAGCUGUCGUCAAUGGUCAGAGAGAUCUCUCAGGCCAGACUCAUGAGCAUACGCAAGAAGAGGAGCGAACUCGCAGCAUCUAUCGAGGCUCAGGACGAUGAUGAUGGAGAGGACAGAAGUGCAGAGAAUGACAAGUCUUCACCAGUCAAGCAGGAGGCAGCAGAGGCCAGUCCAGAAAUAGACGACUCAUCCAAAACAGAGAGUGAACCAGCCGAAAACACAGAAGUAGACGACUCAUCCAAAACAGAGAGUGAACCAGCCCAAAACACAGAAGUAGACGACUCAUCCAAAAUAGAGAGUGAACCAGCUCAAAACACAGAAGAAUCACCAUGUGACGGAGAAGAAGAGACGAAAGAAGAGGAUGAAAAAAAAGAAAAGGAAGAGGAAGAAGAGAAAGAAGAGGAUGAAAAAAAAGAAGAGGAAGAAGAGAAAGAGGAGGAUGAAAAAAAAGAAAAUGAAGAGGAAGAAGAGGAUGGAGAGAUAAAGGAAACGGGACUGACAUCAGGGCCAGAGGCAAAUGAAACCAGUGAAGAGAAGAAGGACGGAGAGUCUGAUAGAGAGGACGAAGAAGAGAAACAAAUGGAAGGAACAGAAGAGGAAAACCAGGAGAAAACAGAGGAUGAGGGAGAUCCAGAAGAAAAGACAGAAGAGAAUCCAGAUCCCAGUGAAGAAGAGUUGGCAAACACUGAGCGAGAGGACGAGAAAACUUAAAGUAGUUCACAGAGAAAUUAUCAUUCUGUUAUCAUCUACUCACCCUCAUGCCGUUCCAAAGCUGACUUUUAUGCAGAAUA